UAUUCUGCUGCGCACACAGCAAGGAGAGAGGAAAGACAAGGAAGGCAAAGUCGAGAGCCUGAGUCACAUCAGACUGUACAACUAAGCUGCAAAGUCAAAAUGAAGCUUCUGUGCUUGUUCUUCCUGGGAAGCAUGUGCACCAUGAUCGCAGCCCGUAGAGUACAAACAGGCACGGAGUCGCCAAUUUCUCACAAUCCGCAGCCGACGGAAGCCAAGUCCCGCUUCGCGAUGCUGGAUGACGUGCGGCUGCUGGCUAACGGUCUCCUCCAACUGGGGCAGAGCCUGCGUGAGUUUGUGCACAAGACUAAGGGGCAGAUCAACGAUAUCUUCCAGAAGCUGAACAUUUUUGAUCGCUCGUUUUACCAGCUUUCUGUCGUGACCAGCGAAAUCAAGGAGGAGGAAGAGCAACUCAAACAAACUACCUCGUUCCUCAAAGCCAACAAUGAUGAAAUCCGGAACAUGUCGCUGGAGAUCAACUCCAAAAUCAACAACAUCAUGCACGAGCGCGGACAGCUUCAGAGUCAUGUCGGGAGUCUGGAGAAAAAAGUUCAAGGCCUGAGCCAAAGUGUAGUGCCGUUAGAACAGCUUCAGGAGAUUGUUGCUCUGAAAGAUGUGAUCAACACUCAAGAGAAAACUAUCAAAGACCUUCUGGACUCUGUAAGAGAACAGCAUGACCAGCUCAACUCCCAGAAAAACAAAAUCAAAAGCUUGGAGGAGAAGCUCAAUUACGACCUUCUUCAAGACACUACUGAGAAAAUUGCAGAUUUAAACCAAGAAGCUCCAAACCUUCUCAAAUAUCUGACAAGUAACUCAACAAACUCGAGUACAGACACAAAUGAUCUUCCCACAGAUUGCAGCGAAGUUUUCAAUAGAGGCCAGAGAAGGAGCGGAGUUUACCCAAUCAAGCCCAAUCAAUCCGAGCCAUUCAAUGUGUACUGUGAGAUCAGCUCAGACAGCGCAGCCACAGUUAUUCAAAAACGAGUGGAUGGCACAGUAGACUUUGAUCAGACCUGGGACAAAUAUGAGCUUGGAUUUGGAACUUUGGAAAAUGAAUUUUGGCUUGGCCUGGCAAAGAUCUACUCCAUCGCCAGACAGGGGGACUACAUCCUCAGCAUUGAGGUGGAGGACUGGAAGGAUGAGAGACGAUUCAUUGAGUACAUGUUCACUCUGGACGGUCCUGCAUCUCAUUACACGAUCCACCUGACUCAUCUGUCUGGAAACCUGCCUGAUGCCAUGAGCAACCGCACUGGCAUGAUGUUCUCCACUAAAGAUAAGGACAACGACAAUCUUGAGGAGUCCAGCUGCACUCGCAACUACUCAGGUGGUUGGUGGUUUAACGCGUGUGGAGGCACCAACCUUAACGGGCGCUAUACCUGGAUGCGUUCGAAGACUCGUACUCCACGCAGAAAAGGGAUCUACUGGAAACCUGACAAGGGGAGCUCUUACACCCUCAAAUUUACAAAAAUCUCCAUAAAGCCUUUGACCCAGUUUCACUGACCAGGCAAAUCCUCAACCAAUCAGAAUCCUCAUACAGGAGGCCAUGAUUGGCCAAAAAAAGCUACCCUCUUCUUCUUCACUCAGUCCAAAGGUGCUGACUUGUUGUCGAAGCAUGAUGCAACAGGAACACUACAUCAACCUGACCUCAAGUUUCACAUAUACAGUCCUGUUACAGCAGUUUACUUUUUCUUUUUCAGUAUUUAGACAGUUGCUUAGAGAGAAUGCAAGACAGAGGGCAACCUGCUUCUGGAGUGUUAGUCGUGACAUGUUUUAAGCUUAUUAUAUCCAAUUUUGUAAACUUAACCUUUUUAACUUUAUACUAAACACGCACAGAAAUCAAAAUAGUCUCACAAGACACAUAUGGUCAAUAGUUUUCACUUUCUUGUUUUUAUACUGCAUUUAACUUAAUACCAUAUUUAAGUCAUGUUAAUGUUUUGUGCUAGUCAAGAAACAUCUUAUGUUACUGAGUCAUAUUGACUCUCGGUUACACAAUGUACACAACUGUACAGUAAUUGUUUGUUUAAAGAUUUGUCAGGAACAGCAGUGCAUGAUAUUUGUAACAAAAUAAAUGAAUCCACCUAAAUA
Clarias gariepinus (North African catfish) is the source of this 2082-nucleotide messenger RNA. RefSeq names its product angiopoietin-like 3 (gene angptl3). The coding region runs from base 100 to 1497 and encodes 465 amino acids. Lineage: Eukaryota; Metazoa; Chordata; Actinopteri; Siluriformes; Clariidae. The record is from RefSeq and is a predicted model, not a curated record. The transcript has 7 exons. Gene Ontology annotation, biological process: triglyceride homeostasis; phospholipid catabolic process; cholesterol homeostasis.